AUGGCCGGGUCUCCUGCACUGCUCCUCCUGCUCAGCCUGGGGCUCUGCUGCACCGGUGCCCAGGGACAGAGGAACACGAUGGAGGCCAGGUUCUUCAACAGGAAUAUGAAGCACCCCCAGGAGGGACAGCGGCUGGAGCUGGAGUGCACACCUUACAACAGUGACAGUGGUGUUUCCUGGGUCCGACAGGACAAGGAUGGGAAACUUCACUUCAUCGUCUACAUUUCCACGUUUUCCCGGACCACCUACCCAGGGAAUGAGAAAACAUCUUCACAAUUUGAGGGGUCAAAACAAGGCAACUCCUUUCGGCUGGUGGUGAAGAACUUCAGGGCACAGGACCAGGGGAUCUAUUUCUGCAUCACCAACAUCAACCAGAUGCUGCACUUCAGCUCUGGACAACCCGCCUUCUUCCCAGUCACAACAACAACAGCAGCACCCACCACACCGGCUGCCACCACCCAGAGAAGCCAGGUCACCAAGAAGGACAUCUGCGUGCAGAGCUCAGAUCCAGGAACAAGCAACAGGAACAUGCUGAAUUUUUACUGUGAGAUUUACAUCUGGGCUCCCCUUGCUGGCGUCUGCCUCGUGCUCCUUGUAGCUCUGAUUGUCACCAUCGUGCUCUGCCAAAAGACCAGAAGACGACGAUGCAGGUGUAAGAGACCUCCAAAUGGGAAGCCUGGUGCAAAACCCAGUGUGCCAACCCGACACAUAUGA
Molecule: messenger RNA, 714 nt
Organism: Meleagris gallopavo (turkey)
Lineage: Eukaryota; Metazoa; Chordata; Aves; Galliformes; Phasianidae
Gene: CD8A
Product: CD8 subunit alpha
Biological process (GO): cell surface receptor signaling pathway; cytotoxic T cell differentiation; T cell mediated immunity
Cellular component (GO): external side of plasma membrane
Source: RefSeq, marked provisional